This is a messenger RNA of Folsomia candida, 1716 nucleotides long. Its product is annotated as melanization protease 1-like. The record is from RefSeq and is a predicted model, not a curated record. The transcript is spliced from 5 exons. Gene Ontology annotation, biological process: proteolysis. Lineage: Eukaryota; Metazoa; Arthropoda; Collembola; Entomobryomorpha; Isotomidae. The annotation marks the transcript as partial. Gene Ontology annotation, molecular function: serine-type endopeptidase activity.
AAUUUAAUUCAUGAUGCCCCAGGGUCAUCACGUUCCAGUGGUGUCAAAACGCCCCCUCGACACCAUCCACCGCAAGACGAAGGACUUAUUUUCCCAGAUGCUGCGCAACAGCGAUUGGAAACCCACUCCACGAAAGUUGGGCGCAAACUUCUCAGUGGGUCAAGUUUGCUGCCAUCGUUGGAAGAAUGUGGUUCCAGUGUUAAAUUAUCGAGGCAUUUGGGGACAUUUGGAGCUCACCCAUGGAUUGCUAUUUUAGGGCAUAAAGAUCUGGACAACGGAAAAUGGACUCAUAUUUGCUCAGGGACGUUAAUAAAUCCGAAAUACAUAUUGACAUCAGCACAUUGUCUAAGUAAAUUUCCGGAAUAUCAAAUUACACAUGUCAGACUUGGUGAGUACGACCUUCAAACCGAGAUCGAUCGUGGCUCACCGUUCCUUCGAAAUACUAUUUUUGAAGAACAUGCUGUUCAGAGAUCAAUUAUCCAUCCGGAUUAUCAAAGACCCGGAAGGGGUGCGGAUAUUGCUCUCAUCCGACUGAAAGACCGAGUUUCAUACUCAGAAUUUGUGCAACCAAUUUGUCUCCCACUCAGAGAUCACUAUGCCAUGUCGUCAUAUUGGGGGACGUCAGGAUCGGAACCUAGUUUAUUGGUGCAGGGUAAACUUCUUGUGGCUGGGUGGGGGCGGCUUCACGCUAACUCCACCGGAUAUCGAACCCUGCAAGAAGCUCAGGUUAAAAUUACUCCGGAAGACGAGUGCCAGGAUUCAAACAGAAAUUUAUUUUCUCCAGCGAAACAAUACUGUGUUGGGGGAAAUUAUCGGCAAAACAUUUGUGUCACUGACGAUGGAGGGGCAUUAAUACUGCCGAUGCGAUUGGGGUCCAGGGCCACAGCAGGCCCCACCCCGAAGGUGUUUCAAAUGGGAAUAUUUUCCUCAGGACCAUCAGUGACGCAAUGUCAAACUUGGGAAGGAAUGGAUCACAGACUCAUAUUUCUAAGACAUAAUAAUCGCGUUAGAUCUGCACUGCCUCAAAGUGUUCCCAAGCCCACCAUUUACUCGAAAGUUAUCCCUCACUUGGACUGGAUGCAGAGACAGUUGCAGCCAUAAGCACAACCACCUUUAUUUUUUAUUUAAGCAAUGUAACACAAGGAAGUAAAAAAUAUAUAGCGAAUGAUAAACUUGAAUAUUUACACGCGUUUGGAUACUAUUUACAUAAGUAUAAUUAAAUCCCAACCCAUUUUAUUUAGAAUUUCAGUUAUAUGUAGCCAUACUUAUCUCCGCUGAUAAAGCUGAGUUAAUAUUUUCCAUCAAUACGUAUUUACAUAUGUACCGGGGCAAUGAAGGUGUGAAAUUGAAAUUACUAUAUGACCCAUAUUUUUUAGCAUGAUCGAAUAUGACGCUGCUCAGAUAAGUCUGAAAUUUGCCAUAUAUGGCAAAUACGUAGUACGUAAUACGUAGCAAAUAUGUGGUACGUACAUAUGUACAUAUAUCUAUGUACGUACCAAACUCCUAAAAUGCACUUAAUUUGAAAAUUCGACAUUUCUGCGGUUUUUGGAGGACAUCAUUUGAUUUUAUUAGUUUAAAUUGCUAGGUUUCGGUAACACUCAUCAGGCUUACACGUAACUGUUUCGGAAAAAUAGUACAAGCCAAGCAAUCAUCAAUUAUCUAAUUUACAUUUGACUAUGAUGAGCGUAAAAAUUGUAACUAAUUGUAAGCCAAUAA